This is a messenger RNA of Manis javanica (Malayan pangolin), 1937 nucleotides long. The record is from RefSeq and is a predicted model, not a curated record. Lineage: Eukaryota; Metazoa; Chordata; Mammalia; Pholidota; Manidae.
GGAGGGACAGCUUAGACAAAAGCACAGCACAGACAGAAACAAAACCCUGCUAUUGACUGUCUCAGAAACACUUGCAUGACCAUGUUAUCCCAAGCCACUUACUAUUCCAAGAGGGUGAAAAACCCUGCCUGAGUGGCCUUCACACUUGGCCUCAGUUCUGGCUUGGGAAUGGGGAAACUGGGUGGCGCUCUGUCUCAGGGCUUAGUCUCCCCAACUGAGAGAUGGGGCUGGGCCUGGAGGAGACCUUUACCCAGCCCCUCCCAGCUCCGUCACUGCACUGAACUUCACAGUCCUUCCAGGGAUGAUUUUUAAAGAGAUUUGGCACGGGACAUGCAAGUGUUUGCAAGUGUGUGCUUGCAGUGGUUGAGGAAACACCAAGACUGAUGACUGUCAAGCCUAGAUAGAUAUUUAAAAAUUGAAUGAGAUGAGAAAUAGAUUACACUUCCGUUUAGCAAAUGUUGAUUGUAGGCUCGAAUGGUCUCCUCUGGCUUUUUAAAUUUUGGCUACUUCUCAUCCUUUAGGUCUCAGCCUAAGUAUCUCCUCUUUAGAGAGUCCUUCCCUGAACAAUCCCCACCCCGCAUGUGCAUGUGAGCAUGGAUGCACGUGCACGCACACACUCACAUUUUAUCCCUUUCUAUUGCUUCUCUUUAAGAUUUGGGAGGAGUAGGACUCUCCCUACCAUGUAUGUGCAGCCUGGUCUGCCUGGCACAUAGUAGGCACUCAAUAAUGCUAACUGAAUGAAUGAAUGAGUGAAUGAAUGCAGGCCUAGGCUCUGAUUGGGGAGGCGGGCCCCCAGCAGGCACCUGUGUCUGUCAUGGAUCAGUGCAGCCCUCAACGGCUAAGCCCUUGCCAGCAGGAGUCCAGCUCGAACUCUGCAUCUCCAAGUGGCACAGGCCAGGCCCCCUGGCCCCACCUUGAUUCUUUUCAGCCACAGCUCAAACCUGAAAUAAACAUUUGGCCUCUGGUUGGGAGAAUUUCAGGUCUUGGUAAGUAGGAGGCAGAGGUUCCCAGGGUCCAGGAUUGUGAUAGGUAUUUCACAGGUGACUUGAAGGACCCAGGAUAAGAGGUCCUUUUUCAGUUACCUAUGUACCUGCUGUGAGACUUUGGGGCCAUGCCCAAGUUUCCCUGUGGUGAGGUGAUGAGAUUGCUGUAAGUGAGACUGAGCUGGAGGAGGUGAGGGAUGCUAUUGGCUGUAGUGUCAGGAUUGGGGGAGCAGAGGGACCCUCUUCCCAUACUUCCAUGGGAGGUCCCCAAGCCGGGACCAGGUAGGAAUCCCCUCUGCAUCCCCAGCAUUCCUGGCACUGAGCCACACUUGAGCUCAUGAAAAAAUGCAGCUGAUAAUGCAGGCUGGGUAGAAUGCAGCAUGUCCACGGAUGAGCAAACAGGCUUUGAGAGAGAAGUGACCUGCCUAGGGUGAUUCCAGAGGCCCUGGGUUUAAGAGGACACUGAUCCCUCUGGGAGGCAGUAACGAGGUUUGCUGUACUGGCUGGAGUCCAAAGGCUCCUGGAUCCCCAAGAUCAUCCAGAGGGCCCAGUCUGCUCUAGAGCAUGGGAGGUUCCCAGGGGAGCCAGGGUCUGGUGGGCUGCACCCCAUUCAGGCUCCGUGGCAGCGGAGGAACCAUGCUGCGGAUCCUGUUUCUGACACUCUGCGGCCUGCUGACCCGCACACGAGCUGACCCUGGGGCACUGCUGCGGUUGGGCACGGACAUCAUGAACCACGAGGUGCAGAGUGCCCUGGAUGAGAGUCAUAUCCUGGAGAAGAUGGCAGCUGAGGCGGGCAAGAAACGGCCAGGGAUGAAACCCAUCAAGGGCAUCACCAAUCUGAAGGUGAAGGACGUGCAGCUGCCUGUUAUCACAUUGAACUUCAUACCUGGGGUGGGCAUUUUCCAGUGUGUGUCCACAGGUAUGACCAUCACUGGCAAGAGGUGAGUAUGGCAG